This is a messenger RNA of Brassica oleracea var. oleracea, 2005 nucleotides long. RefSeq lists its product as uncharacterized. The coding region runs from base 273 to 1844 and encodes 523 amino acids. The transcript has 11 exons. NCBI's taxonomy places the organism in Eukaryota, Viridiplantae, Streptophyta, Magnoliopsida, Brassicales, Brassicaceae. The record is from RefSeq and is a predicted model, not a curated record.
AACCGGCCAACGUGUGAAAGCAAAGGGUGGUCACACAAAAGCGCGUGGUAGUAGAUAUGGCGAUUCCAAUUCCCAAUCAAAUCGGGAAGACGAAGAAGUUCCUCUGAUAUUGGCAUACGAAUCUCUGAAUCGUGAUUCUCGGCUCCAUUCAUCUUUCCCCCACUCUCUCUCUCCGACGCUUCUCGUCGGAAACUAGGGAUUCAGUUUAUUCUCCAGAUCCGGAGAGAGACUUCCGAUUUCGCGGACGGCGUUGAUUCGAUUUUCGUGCGAUAAUGAAGCACAAGAGCCAGCAGCAGAAGAGGAAGAAGAAGAGGUCUUCCGGCGGUGGAGCGGCGGCGUCAGACGGGAACAAAAAAGACGUGGAGGAAGAAGAGAGGAAGGACGUUGGAGGAGAAUCAGAAAAAGUCGAAAAGCAAAAUAUCGAUUCGUUGAUGGAAGCCUUCUGCUCCGUUUCGGUGGAGGAAGCGACGGCUGCUUAUAGAGAAGCGGGAGGAGAUCUGAACAGAGCAGCGGACGUUUUGUCGAAUCUGGUGGAUGAUGAUCCGUCCACGAUCUCGGUCGCGAGCGGGUCCUCGGGUCAGGAGACCGGGUCUACCUCUGAGUACGGGGCUGGGUCAAGCUCGAGCUGCGGGGAGGAUUUGACGAGAGAGAGGUGGUUUAAGGGAGGGAAGCAGAAUAGAGUUAUUGCUGCCACGGGGAUGGUGUCUUCUGUGAUUGCAAAGGAUUACUUGAAGAAGAAAGAGUUUCCUUUGGCUGAAAGGUCUUAUGAGGUUUGUGGGAACGGGAAGAAAGCUGGGGAUAGAGAGAAAGCUGAACAGUUUCUGAGUUCAAUGCUUGGAGAUGAUUGUGAGCUUAGCAUGGCUGUUGUUAGAGAUGUCCUCUGUCAAUGUGGCUACGAUGUUGACAUGGCCUUGAAUGUCUUGCUUGACAUGUCUUCUUCAUCAACUGAUGAUUCUCUAAGUGGUAGAUGUUCCGGCAUAGGAUUCAGCGAUAGUCAGCCGGCCGAGUCAUCAUUUGAUAUUGAUACUUCCGAAAGUGAACCAAGUUUCUGGGGAGGCUAUAGUCAAAGGGAUUACUCGAAAGCUCUCAUGAGUUCUGCAGAUCCUUUUGCAACUAGCCAAGGAAGUUCUGCAGAUCCUUUUGCUACUAGCUACGGAAGUUCUGAUUCUGAGCCUUGUCUUCCUCAAAAGGUGUUGGAGUCUCUGUUCAACAUUCCCCGGAGUCCUAAACACGAACCAAAGGCGAUGAAUUGGAGAAAUGUCGCAAAGAAAAUGCAAUCACUUGGUAGCAUUGAUGGUUCUUCUUCUAGUGGAGAAGGGUCUCAGCCUAAUACUUUAGUGAAGGAUGAUGGAUAUCAUGAACUUAGAAAAGGUGCAAAUGACCAGUGGAAUGUGACUAAGUCCUACUAUCAAAAAGCUGCAGAAGCAUAUUCGAAAGGAGGGAGGGCUCAUGCGGCUUACCUUUCUGAGAAGGGGAGAGCAGCAUCUAAACUAGCUCAACGGGCAGAUGAGAGGGCAAGCAAAGAUAUAUUCGUUGCGAGAAACAAGGGCAUAGAGAAUGUGAUAACCAUUGAUCUGCAUGGUCAGCACGUUAAACAAGCAAUGAAGCUCUUGAAGAUGCAUCUCUUACUCGGAUCAUAUGUCCCUUCCAUCCAGACACUACGAGUGAUCACAGGAUGUGGGUCUCAUGGGUUUGGGAAGUCAAAAGUGAAACAAUCGGUGACAAACCUGCUAGAAAGGGAAGGAGUUAGGUAUUGUGAAGAGAACAAAGGGACAUUGCUGAUCAAGCUUGAGGGAUGUAGUAGAGAGUUCAGUUUCUUAGACACAGAGAGUGACUCUGAGUAAGUUAAAACUAAAAUUAAACUCAAUGUUUUAGCUUUAGAUCACAAAACUAUGUCUCUCUGUCUAUAUCCCAUGCUAGCUCUGUGUGUUAAGUAAAUGUUGACCAAAACCUCGCUUAAUCCUUCUAUUUUCAAGUUAUUUAAGAUUUAUGAGACACUUUGGCU